This is a messenger RNA of Pieris macdunnoughi, 894 nucleotides long. The record is from the annotation of a GenBank genome assembly. NCBI's taxonomy places the organism in Eukaryota, Metazoa, Arthropoda, Insecta, Lepidoptera, Pieridae.
AUGUCGACAGACUUAGGUGCUAGUUUCAAUGAACAAUAUGUAAAUAUUAACACGAAGUUGAAGAAGCGUUUUAUGCGCCGACCUAAUAUAUCAGAAGCUACGAACGAGUUCAUUGGUCUUGCAAUCCAGUGUGAGAACUGUGAGCAACCAACUUUUGCUGGGCAAACUUAUAUUGGCGCGGCAAAAUGUGAGGCUUCUGCUGGCAAUAUUUUAGGAGAAGCUGAAAAUUAUAUUGCAGCUGCAAGACAAUUUAUGAAAGCUGAAAAAAAGCUAUUCUCACUUAAAUUUGAUAGUCCAGAUAGAGAAAACUUAGAGGCAGCUAUUGGAUGUUUCUUGCAAGCAUUACACAAGUAUCCAGAAAAAUCUCCACUCCGUGCAUCAAUACUAUUGGAAAUUGCUAAUGAUCUCUUGGAGAUAAAUCAUAAGCUGGAAGCCAUAACAUAUUUUAAACAAGCUUUGGAUAUAAUACAGGAUGAAACUAUGAAACUGAUGUGUAUGAUUAAGCUUUUUAAAAUGCAAAUAGACAGUGGAAAGCUGGAUUUAGCAUUACAAACUGGUAAUUCAAUAACAGAUCUGAAAUGUCAUGUACCUGAAAGAAUAUUAGCUGAGAUACAAGUAAGUAGAGUACUCUUAGCUCUACAUGUGGAAAUGAAUGAUAAGAAUAGGACUGAUUCUUUGAAAAAGCUGUUUACAGACCUGCUUAAUGAUGAUGAAGAAAAUGACACUAUGCAAUUUAACCCUGAUUUAAAAUUAAAACUUCAGUCUAUUAUAAUUUCAAGCAACUUGGAGGACCAACAGGCAUUAAUAGCUAUUAGUAUGGACACAAAACCAUAUCUUACCGAUCAACAAUGGGAUUUACUUCAAUCAUUAAUCAGUAAAAAACAAGAAGAUUAA